UGCCUUACGUAAAGCAACGCGAUGUCGUAGUGAAACGAAACCUGGGCGUGUUGAAGUACGUCGCGUUACGGUCAUUCAAUCUAAAACUAUGAAUUAUAUUCACCAAUGAAUCAGUGUAUCCCCUUUUGUAUCAAAAAUCCGUCUGGUCUUCAAAUCCUCAAACUGCUUCAAUUGUAGACUACGUUCGAAUAUAAUUUCAUUUAUCGAAGUACAAAGUUGUGGCUUUGUCUCCCAUAAAGUGGCGCUAUCUAUUCAAAGGGUUCCCCCCACCGGUGAUACGACGAUACUGCAAGUGUUGCUGCAGCCCUUCCUGAAGAAGUAAAUGAUCAGGAUUGCAUUUUGAUUAUUUUUAUUCACAUCUAAGUAGUUGCAUUUAGGGGAAGGACACGGGCAUGGAGGACGUUCACACCCAAGGCAUCUGGAUGGCUGAAAGUCUCCAGAAGAGGACGAUGAGCCAAGAAAAAAUAUGGCUGGUUAUCACUCAUAUUGGAGAUCCCAAAGCAGCAUUUCUGCUCGUCUUUCCUUUCACAUAUUUCCUCAGCAAACGAGCUGGAGUAGCUGUGCUUUGGGUAGCAGCUAUAUCGGAGUGGUUAAACUUGGUGUUUAAAUGGAUGCUGUUUGGAGAAAGGCCAUUCUGGUGGAUAGGGGAAUCACGUCUGUUUGUCGACAAAGAACCAAACGUCCGCCAGUUUUCCUCAACAUGUGAAACAGGCCCAGGGAGUCCAUCGGGACAUGCGAUGGUGACAGCAGCGGUCUGGUGGGUCGUGGUGUCCACACUGGGGUCCUUCCUGUACUCCCGUACUCACAGUGUGGUGUUAUCGGCUGCUCCCUACCUGCUGUAUGUGGUGAUGCUGGUGGCAGUUGGAAUAUCCAGGAUCUUCAUCCUCGCCCACUUCCCUCAUCAGGUCAUUGCUGGUUCCAUCACAGGGUUCAUUCUGGGGGUUGUCCUGAGCCGCAGAGUUCCAGAAGGUCGCCCCCUGCUGUUCUUCUUCUGCUUCAGCAUCGGCCUGCUGAUCGGCACUCUGCUGCUGCAUGCUGGACUGCAACAGCUGGGAGUGGACCUCUCCUGGUCUAUUACUUUGGCCAAGAAAUGGUGCAGCCGUGCAGAAUGGAUUCGUUUGGACACAGCUCCGUUCUCCUCUCUGACUCGAGACUGCGGGGCCCUCCUGGGUUUGGGGCUGGCCCAGUACUGGAAGCCUGGAGGAUGGCAUCUGCCUUGGGCCCCCCGGGCUCUGUCUCUGGCCAUUUCUUCCAUGGGACUGUACCACGUCAACCGCCUGCCGCUCCCGGUGCGACCACAAGGUCUCUUCUAUGGCCUGUUCUUCAUCAAAUUCGUCAUUGUGCCUCAGGUUGUCAUGGUGCUUGUGCCCGGACUGGUUUACCUUUUCACGAACAAAAAGAAGAAGGACUAGAAACUACAAUGAGGACUUUAGAUUCCUUCUAGGUCUAGGCACUUUUAAUGUCUGUUUUUUUCAGUUUCAUGGGUGUUAAAUGCUCCAAAUACGUUUUUGUGGUCUUAUAAUUCACAUGGCAAGGGUGUUCAGGUUGUUAUUUCAUGUUGCUUAAUUCUUGGCAUUCAUGUUACUUAAUUCUUGGAGUUGAAUCUGAGAAUCUUUUGUUUUGUGGACCGAAAUCCAUCAAAUUACACUUAUAUGUAAAUAUACAAUUAUUCAGCAAAAUAAACGACUGACAUGCAGGCCGUGUUUCAGUUGGUAACCAUUUAUAAAUAUGUUAUUUUUUUUCCUCCAUUACAUAUGUUUGACUGUACAGAUUACAAUCAGUUAUCAUGAGAUAAAAACACAUUCUUUUUUAUUGUUUUAAUUAAACUUUUUAUCACAGCGAUCUGAAAGCUCACAUUUACAGACAAGAGAACUCUGCUCAGCAAGCAAAUACAUUAAAAUAAAAUAAAAGGAACCGUU
Messenger RNA from Eleginops maclovinus (Patagonian blennie), 1919 nucleotides. It is a transcript of the gene g6pc3, whose product is annotated as glucose-6-phosphatase catalytic subunit 3. The transcript is spliced from 6 exons. Lineage: Eukaryota; Metazoa; Chordata; Actinopteri; Perciformes; Eleginopidae. The coding region runs from base 393 to 1412 and encodes 339 amino acids. Gene Ontology annotation, biological process: glucose 6-phosphate metabolic process; gluconeogenesis. Gene Ontology annotation, molecular function: glucose-6-phosphatase activity. Gene Ontology annotation, cellular component: membrane. The record is from RefSeq and is a predicted model, not a curated record.